AGCGCGUGGGAAGGGGUGGCGGCAAGGAAGACGGGCCCGCGCGGAGAUGCCGCCGGGAAGCGAAGGCAGAGGAAGAGAGCGGGAGCGGCGGGAAAAACGCCGAAGCGUUGCGUGUUGCGGCGGCGGUGGUCUCCAUUGCUCGUCGCUUCGCUCGGAGCUUCCGGAGGCUUUGUGGGGGGUUGGCUGCUUUUCGCCUCACCUAGCGGAGGCGACCCAUGUUUUGUAGCACUGCGCUGCCAGGGCUUAUGCGGGGGGCGUGUGGGGGGAUAACAGUGGGCUUCGACGACAGGAAACUGCCAUUUCCCCCCCCCACCCUCUCCCUUCCUCAGUUGCGGGAAAUUGGUGCAGCGAUUUUUCAGAGCGACAAGGAAGGGCAUGGAGAGAGAGAGAGAGAGAGAGAGAGAGAGAGAGAGACCCGUUGGUUGUCGUUGUGGUUGUCUUUAACAUCUCUCUCCUCCUUCUACCCGUCAGCCCACAACGGGACCGGCGCUGGCUUUAGUUGUUGUCCCACGGGGGGUGUAUAUCCAACACCCACCCACAACCCGGGGAGUAGCAAUUGCUAUGAUUUCUAGUCCUAGCAAGCAGGUGGUGCCUGCGACUCGAGCUUCUUUUUGAGCUCGUUCUUCGCUUCCAAGACUGCGGCUUUCUCUUUGCUUGCCCUCAGCAGUUUUUAGCGUGUAUUGAUCGCGAGGAGUGUGUGGGUUGUUUUUUGUUGUUUUUUUAAAACCAUGCUCUGCCUUUGAACGCAAUCGGAUGCCUGGCAGAGCAAAAGGAUAUCGGGGGGUGGGGGGUUGUUAAUGUGUAAAAACAACGUUGAGAAGAUCCAGGACCAAUAAUUGACUUGGAAAGCCUUGCUGGAAACGGAUGAUCUAUAAAUUGCAUGAAUGGGGGAGAAAGCUUCAUAAUUCAAGAGGAAGUGGGAUUGCACUUUUACGCCUGCCUGAACAACCCAACUGUGAUUGGCUAAAGUAUAUGCAGAAAUGAACAGCAAUGCAUGAACAGCUUGCUUCUGUACAUCCUGAAUAUUAAGACACCUCCACAUUUUAAAUAUGGCUCAUCAAAUUGCCCGCAGUAUCAGAAACAAAUGAAGCCUAAUUGGUUCAUAAAAGUAAUUGUUAAUUGAAAAAGAAAAUAAUAAUAACUUUUGGACAGAAAUUAGUUCCUGGGAGUCACAAAGAUGGCAUGAUCGGAAAGAAGAAAAAGGAUAAGCUGGGUUGCUGACACAACAUGGAAGAACCAUUCACUGUGAGUUCCUUGAAAAAGCUAGCAGCUAUUCCUGACCACACAGAUAUUUCCUUGAGCCCAGAGGAGCGUGUCCGUGCCUUAAGCAAGCUUGGCUGUAACAUCACAAUAAAUGAAGACAUUACACCCCGACGCUACUUCAGAUCCGGUGUGGAGAUGGAGCGCAUGGCUUCUGUCUACCUGCAAGAGGGAAAUCUUGAAAAUGCCUUCGUCCUCUACAAUAAAUUUAUAACGUUGUUUGUAGAGAAGCUGCCAUGUCACCGAGACUACCAGCAAUGUGCAGUUCCAGAGAAACAGGAUAUUAUGAAGAAACUGAAGGAUGUAGCAUUUCCAAGGACUGAUGAAUUGAAGAAAGAGUUGUUAAAGAAAUACAAUGCAGAAUACCAGGAAUAUAUGCAAGAUAAGAACAAAGGCAAAGCUGAGUUACUGAAGAAACUAGAGCAAGAGAAAUUAAUUGAGGCAGAAAAGAAGCGGAUUGCACAGAUCCGUCAACAGCAACUGGAAACAGAACAGUUUCAAUUCUUUGAAGAUCAGUUAAAAAAGCAAGAAAUAGCUCGUGGUCAGAAAACUAAGAAUAAUUCAGUUAUAUCAGAGCCACCAGAUGGGAACACGUCAUCAGCUCCACACCUGAACAAUACUUUCCCCAAAAUAAUAGCAAACAAGUGUGAUGCUUCUGCUAGUCAAUCUCCUCCAAUCAGUCGGGCCUUAAAGCCAGCUGCUACCUUAAGUGCCGUUCAGAACGAUGCUACUGAAGGACUGCGAAGUGUGGUUCUACCCAGUGAUCUUUGUCACAAGUUUUUGCUGCUUGCAGACGGAAACACCGCGAGAGGAAUAGAGACAUGUGGCAUUCUCUGUGGAAAACUGACUCAUAAUGAAUUCACUAUUACUCACAUAAUCGUACCAAAACAGUCUGCAGGACCAGACUAUUGUGACAUGGAGAAUGUGGAAGAGCUAUUCGGUGUUCAAGACCAACAUGAUCUUCUGACGCUGGGAUGGAUCCAUUCUCAUCCAACCCAGACUGCGUUCUUAUCCAGCGUUGAUCUUCAUACACAUUGUUCUUAUCAGCUGAUGCUGCCAGAGGCCAUUGCAAUUGUUUGUUCACCAAAACAUAAUGAGAUGGGAAUCUUCAGACUUACUAAUGCUGGCAUGUUGGAAGUUUCUGCUUGUAAGAAGAAGAGCUUUCACCCUCAUACCAAGGAUCCUAGGCUAUUUAAUAUCUGCAAACAUGUCAUUGAAAAAGAGAUAAAAAUAACUGUGCUGGAUCUGAGGUGAUACAGAGAGAAGAAUGCCUUCGGUGAAACACAAGUCCAAAGGAAAAAAAGGCUGCCCGGUUUUCCUAGCGUUUUCCAAGUUACUGACAUUUUAUAUUUGUAUGUUUUGAAUUUAACAAUUUGAUAUUUAUUGCCCUUUUCUCAUUUUGAAGUUAUUUCAUUGUACAGUCAAAAUGAAGCUCACAGUGGCAUUCAGUCCGGGUAUGUUAUUUUAUUGGAAUAAUAUGACAAUAAAGUGAAUUUGACACAAUGA
Molecule: messenger RNA, 2766 nt
Organism: Ahaetulla prasina
Lineage: Eukaryota; Metazoa; Chordata; Lepidosauria; Squamata; Colubridae
Gene: STAMBPL1
Product: STAM binding protein like 1
Exons: 12
Coding region: 1228-2514 (428 amino acids)
Biological process (GO): protein K63-linked deubiquitination
Cellular component (GO): membrane; endosome
Molecular function (GO): K63-linked deubiquitinase activity; metal-dependent deubiquitinase activity; protein binding
Source: RefSeq, a predicted model, not a curated record